UUUCAGGUUCAACAGAAUGAGACCUAAUGUGUUAUUGAUACUAGUUGAAGACAAGUAUUCGCGAUAGAAUAAGACAACAUAACAAUGGAUGAAGACGAAAUUCUUGGUGGAAUAUUGAUUAAGGAAGAAUUUGUCAAAGGAGAACUUCAAACUGAACCUGGAGUUGAUGUCACUUCAGAAUAUACAAUGGAUGUGCACAAUAAUUCUGACAUAUUCGUUAAAACUGAAUCUGGGGUUGAUGUCACUUCAGAAUAUACAAUGGAUGUGCACAAUAAUUCUGACAUAUUCGUUAAAACUGAAUCUGGGGUUGAUGUCACUUCAGAAUAUACAAUGGAUGAGCACAAUAAUUCUGACAUAUUCGUUAAAACUGAACCUGGAGUUGAUGUCACUUCAGAAUAUACAAUGGAUGUGCACAAUAAUUCUGACAUAUUUGUUAAAACUGAACCUGGAGCUAGUGUCACUUCAGGACCUACAAUGAAUGUGCACAAUGAUCUUGAUAUAUUCAUUCAAACUAAACCUGAAAAUGAUGUCAGCUUUGAACCUGAGAAUGAUGUCAUGUUUGAACCUGAUGCCAAUAUAAAAUAUUUACUGGGCCAUAAUAAGAGACCAAGAUUGAAUGUUUAUGAAAACCCAAAUAUCAAUAAUGAUAUCAAGUUUGAACCUAGUAUUGAUGCCAAUAUAAAACAUUUUCUUGGCCAUAUUAAGGGACCAGAAUCGAACGUUUAUGAUAACUCGGAAACUAAUAAUUCUAAUCAACAACGACCCACUAUAGAAGAGGAUUCCAUCAACAAUAAAAAAACAUUUCAAUGUCUUCAGUGUGAUGAAAGUUUCUCAGUUCAAUACCAUUUGACUAUGCAUGAAAGAAUACACUAUACACGUCCUCUACUUGCAUGUUCUGUUUGUGACAAAAAAUAUACGCAUCAACAAAGCCUAGAAAAACAUGAACAAAUGCACACUUGUGAUAAUUAUGAACCAGAAGUGAAUGUUAAUGCCUCAGAUAAUAGUGAUUAUAAUCAACAACAAACACAGGAACAAACACCUAUAGAAGAGGACUCCAUCACCAGUGAAAAACCAUUUAAAUGCCUCCAGUGUGAUGAAAGUUUCAAAGUUCACUACCAUUUGAUUAUGCAUGAAAGAAUACACUAUAAACCUAAUAAUAAAAGAACUAUGAGAAAAAAAACAUUAGCAUGUUCAGAUUGUGAAAGAAAAUUUGCGCACCAAUCAAGCCUGGUAAGACAUGAGAAAAUACAUAAACCACACAAAUGUUCAAUAUGUAACGAAAGAUUUUCCGAACUUGAAAGCGUGGAAUCACAUAAAGCUAACCACGGGAAAUAUCCAUUCAUUUGUAGUACUAGUACAUGUAAUGAGUCUUUCUCUAAGCUUGAUAGCUUGAAAGAACACGAAAUGACACAUAUAAAACCGCAUAAAUGUUCAAUAUGUAACGAAAGAUUUUCCCAGCUUGAAAGCAUGAAAGAACAUCAAAUGGCUCAACACUCAGGCAAAUAUCCUUCCAGUAGUUCUACGUGUGAUGAGUCUCUCUCUAAUCUUGACAGCUCAAAAGAACAUGAAAUAACACAUAUAAAACCGCAUAAAUGUUCAAUAUGUAACGAAAGAUUUUCCCAGCUUGAAAGCAUGAAAGAACAUCAAAUGGCUCAACACUCAGGCAAAUAUCCUUCCAGUAGUUCUACAUGUGAUGAGUCUCUCUCUAAUCUUGAUUGGUUGAAAAAUCAUGAAAUAACACAUAUAAAACGGCAUAAAUGUUCAAUAUGUAACGAAAGAUUUUCCCAGCUUGAAAGCAUGAAAGCACAUCAAAUGACUCAACAUUCAUUCAAAUAUCCAUUCGGUAGUUCUACAUGUUAUAAGUCUUUCUAUAAUCUCGAUAGCUUGAAAAAACAUGAAAUAACAAAUAUAAAAGUACACAAAUGCCCAGUAUGUAAUGAAGGAUUUUCUCAUCUUGAAAGCAUGGAAUCACAUAAGGCUCAGCAUAGAAAAUAUCCUACUAAAUGUAAUAGGUCUUUCUCUAAGCUUGAUAGCAUAAAAUAUCAUAAAAUAAUACAUAUAAAACCACAAAAAUGUUCAACACAGACAAAGUACGAAUGUUUAAUAUGUGAUGAAACAUUUCGCCAACUUCAAAGCUUGAAAGAACAUGAAAGAGUGCAUGCAAACCCCUACAAAUGUUCAGUAUGUAACGAAAGAUUUUCCCAGCUCGAAAGCAUGGAAUCACAUAUGAGGGCUUUGCAUACACAAUUCACGUGCCCUACCUGUAACGUGUCUUUCCUUUAUCUCGAUGGCCUGAAAAAGCAUUCUAUAACGCAUACAAAAAUAUACAAAUGCCCCAUUUGUAUUGAAGAAUUUGAACAGGCUAGUAGCAUGGAAGCACAUCAAAGGACUCACUGGUGUAAGGAAGAAACACAAACUGAUAAAACAACAUAUAAAUGUACUCUUUGUAACAGUUCUUUCUUUUCUGUCUACAGUUUGAAAGUAUAUGGAAAAAAGAGUUCUGGUGAGAAGCUGUCUAAAUGCCCUAUUUGUAACAGACUUUUCUACUGCUAGCAUUGUAAGAACAUGGAAAGACUAGCACUGGUGAAAAACUGUUUAAAUGUCCUAUUUGUCAGACUUUUCUAUUGCUAGCAUUGUAAGAACAUGGAAAGACUAGCACUGGUGAAAAACUGUUUAAAUGUCCUAUUUGUAACAGACUUUUCUACUGCUAGCAUUGUAAGAACAUGGAAAGACUAGCACUGGUGAAAAACUGUUUAAAUGUCCUAUUUGUAACAGACUUUUCUACUGCUAGCAUUGUAAGAACAUGGAAAGAUUAGCACUGGUGAUAAACUGUUUAAAUGUCCUAUUUGUAACAGACUUUUCUAUUGCUAGCAUUGUAAGAACAUGGAAAGACUAGCACUGGUGAAAAACUGUUUAAAUGUCCUAUUUGUAAUAGACUUUUCUACUGCUAGCAUUGUAAGAACAUGGAAAGACUGGCACUGGUGAAAAACUGUUUAAAUGUCCUAUUUGUAACAGACUUUUCUACUGCUAGCAUUGUAAGAACAUGGAAAGACUAGCACUGGUGAAAAACUGUUUAAAUGUCCUAUUUGUAACAGACUUUUCUACUGCUAGCAUUGUAAGAACAUGGAAAGACUAGCACUGGUGAAAAACUGUUUAAAUGUCCUAUUUGUAACAGACUUUUCUACUGCUAGCAUUGUAAGAACAUGGAAAGACUAGCACUGGUGAAAAACUGUUUAAAUGUCCUAUUUGUAACUGCUAGUAUUUUAAGAACAUAGUUGAUGACAUCCAAUAGUGAGAACUGUGUAAUUGUCCUAUUUUUAACAAACAUUUCUACUUGUAUUUUAAGAACAUAGUGAGACAUCUAGUGGUGAAUAGGUGUGUAAAUGGCCUAUUUGUAACAUACUUUUCUACUGCUAGUAUUUUAAGAACAUGGCAAGACUAGCACUGGUGAAAACUUUGAAAGCCCUAUUUGUAACAGACUUAUCUACUAGGCCUACUUGUAUUUUAAGAACAUGGAAGGUCAUCUAUUUUUGAAAAACUGUGUAAAUGUUCUAUUUGUAACAGACUUUUUUCUACUACUAGUAUUUUAUGAACAUGAAGUCAUCUAUACUAUUAGUGAAAAACUGUGUGAAUGUCCUAUUUGUAGCAGACUUUCCUACUGCUAGUAUUUUAAGCACAUAGAAAGACAUAUAUUUGUGAAAUGUCAUAUUUGUAACAAUUUCUUCUACUGCUCGUAUUUUAAGGAUAAGUGAACAUGUUUGUAAAUACCAUAUAUGUAACUUUCUACUGUUGGAAUAUAAGAACAUGAAAAAACUAUUUAAAUGCCCCUUGGCCUAUUUGUAACAGUCAUUUUGUUCAAAUUCAAAAUAUUUAUAGUUGAAAUGAUAUUGCCUAUGUUUUCAUGUCAUUUUUGGAUAUAAGGAGAUAGAUUGUGUAUUAUUAACUGUUAACUGUAAUUGUUCUGUUUCAUAUUUUAUUGGAUCAUGUGCGUGUUGUAACAGUAACCAAUGUUAUAUUGUUACCAUCUCAGUUAGUAACAAAAAUAAAAUUAUUCUUUACUUAUUAAAAUUAUCCUAAACUAGUUUUGUUUUACAUAUGAUGAAGUAUUUUAAAACAUCUUACAACUAACCAUCGUUACAAAAUCAGGGUAUGCAUUGAAAAUAAUUAAUCAGUUUACUACACCGUUAAAUGAAUAACAACCAUUUUUCAGAAUCCAUGUGCAUAUAACAUGUAUAAGAGGGGGAGAAACCCUGGGGUUCAAAGAUGACAUACGCUUAUAAUGUAAAUCUGUAUUGAGAUGACAUCGUCGUUGAUUGGUUUAGCGAGUCGAUCGUUGAUUGGUUUAAAACUAGGUCAAUUUAAAAACUUUGAAAACCAAGAUGGAGGGUCAGUUUUCGACAAAAGGAGGUGCGCGAAGGAGGAAAUCGUAUGUCAUCAAUUGAACCAUGGGCUUUUCCCUCCUUUUU
Molecule: messenger RNA, 4466 nt
Organism: Owenia fusiformis
Lineage: Eukaryota; Metazoa; Annelida; Polychaeta; Sabellida; Oweniidae
Source: the annotation of a GenBank genome assembly